Messenger RNA from Gossypium raimondii (Peruvian cotton), 693 nucleotides. RefSeq lists its product as uncharacterized. Gene Ontology annotation, cellular component: NuA4 histone acetyltransferase complex; nucleus. Gene Ontology annotation, biological process: regulation of transcription by RNA polymerase II. The coding region runs from base 80 to 457 and encodes 125 amino acids. The transcript is spliced from 5 exons. Lineage: Eukaryota; Viridiplantae; Streptophyta; Magnoliopsida; Malvales; Malvaceae. The record is from RefSeq and is a predicted model, not a curated record.
AGUUUAAUCUGAGAUAGUAUAACUAAUUUCACCUACUGGUGUUUGUUUUUACGACUGCAGAAAAGUAAUUAAAGAGGGGAUGGAGGGUGGAAGAGAAAAAGAAGAGGAACAAGAUGGCGUUUCCGUACAUUCUCCUUGCAAAGCUCCGCCGUCCUCCGCCUCUUCUCUUCCUAAGGAGCAACAGGAGGUGGAAUUGGAGCUCAGGCUAUUGGAAGCACUUGAAAUUUAUCCUCCCGUCAAAUUACGAGGCGUGCAUCGCCACUUUGUCCUCUAUGGUCUGAUGGAAUUCCUGAGGAAAAGCCUGGACCGGCAUUUUUCUCCAGACGAGGUUCUGCAGUUGCUAGAUCGUUUCUACAACUUGGAAGUGCUGAAACCAGAUGAUGAAGAGAUUGAUAUCCUAAACCAUGAGGAAGAUUUUUGCUUGCCACAAAGCUAUUUUGUCAAGGAAGAACCCUAAAUCAAUUUUGGGGGAAUUUGGGGGGGCAUCCUGAUAUUUGCACUAGACUUGGUUUUUUUUACUUGAGAUCUGAUGAUUUCUAACUGUGAUAAUGUUCCUUUAUCAAUUUGCACAAUAUUAUUGUAAAAAUUAGGUUGCAAUUUUGAUGGGAUGUAAUUAGUUUGGCUCUACCAUCUUUUGACACCUUAUUAUUACUUUAUUAUUAUUAUUAUUUAUCUCAGCUUAUUAUUACUUUA